Messenger RNA from Cottoperca gobio, 3115 nucleotides. It is a transcript of the gene usp3, whose product is annotated as ubiquitin specific peptidase 3. The record is from RefSeq and is a predicted model, not a curated record. Gene Ontology annotation, molecular function: zinc ion binding; cysteine-type deubiquitinase activity. Lineage: Eukaryota; Metazoa; Chordata; Actinopteri; Perciformes; Bovichtidae. Gene Ontology annotation, biological process: protein deubiquitination.
GAGACUUCUAAACGGGUUAAGUGUCACAACAUGGCUUAAUAACGGUUAAAGAUUAGGUAUAAAUACAAUUUACAAUAAUGCCGACAGAAAUAUGAGGCACCUACAUUAUCUGUAAGCUGUUAGGGGAGUGUAAGCAAAGAGGGAAGUAGUCAAACGUAACUCCCAGAAUCUUUUUAAUUUUUGUUCUGCCGUUGGCAAACGACCUAGCCGGCCGACACUACGUCACUUCCUCAAGUUAUUUCCAGUUGUUUGUGGCAAAAGCCAGCAGUUAUCUAGUACAAAUAACGUUACUAUUUUAACUUACAAUAUGUCAGAGUGGAAACAGCAUUACCUAUAUUUUAUGUAAACUGCUGUACCCUGAAAUUAUGCAAGACAUGCAGUAGCUAAUGUGUUAGCGUGAGCAAAGACAGGAAAGCGUGCGUUCGCGAGCAGAAGUAGUUGGUCGGCUAACGUUAGCUAGCUAGUAUAGGUUAAUUGGCUAGCUAUUGUUAGCUGCCUUGUUCCUGGUACCGUUGGUAUUGUUGUGCCGGCUAACGGUAGGUUAGCCUCACAAUUGUGAACUGAUGGAGUGCCCUCAUCUGAACUCAAACGUUAGCUGUCCCAUCGAUACUUCCAGGUUCCCCAACGGCACUCCGUCCUCCUGGUGUUGCAAUGUUUGCAGGUCUAAUAAGAGUCCUUGGAUUUGCCUUACCUGUCUGAUGGUUCAUUGUGGAAGAUAUGUCAAUGGACAUGCGAAGAAACACUUUGAAGAGAGCCAAGUCAUUGGCAUUAGUCAAAAGAAGGGCGAGAAACAGGAGAAAGAAAAAUCCCAUCAUUCUGUCUGCAUGGACUGCAGCAACUACAGCGUAUUUUGUUACAGAUGUGAUGACUUUGUUGUCAAUGACACCAAACUCGGGCAGGUGCAGAAGGUCAGGGAACAUCUGCAGAGUUUGGAAAACUCAGCACUGAUGGGUGACAGACAGAGGAAAAGAAAACUUCAGGAAAGCCCAGCUCCAGACAGCAAGUUGUUGAAAGACAAUGACGGGGUGGCUUUAGGUGCUACAGGCCUGCGGAACUUAGGCAACACAUGCUUCAUGAAUGCCAUUCUGCAGUCCCUCAGCAACAUCAAGCAGUUCAGCUGUUAUUUCAAGGAGUUGCCUGCAGUGGCUCUACGCAGCGGUAAGACGGCAGGAAGAAGGAUGUACCACACCCGAAGCCAAGGGGACAACAGUGUGUCUUUGGUGGAGGAGUUCAGGAAAACCCUUUGUUCCCUGUGGCAAGGAAGCCAGACAGCCUUCAGUCCAGACUCCUUAUUUUAUGCUAUAUGGAAAAUCAUGCCAAGUUUCAGGGGCUAUCAGCAGCAGGAUGCACACGAGUUCAUGCGUUACCUGCUGGACCACCUCCACAGGGAGCUCCAGUACAGUCGUAACGGGGCGUCUCACCCAGUCUCACCUCAGGAUGGGGUCCGGCUCUCCACCGCAGAGGGCAAAUGCUGCAUAAACGGGACUGCCAGUGUUGUCACAUCUAAUUUUGGUGGCAUACUUCAGAAUGAGGUCAACUGCCUGAUAUGUGGAACAGAAUCUCGGAAGUUUGAUCCAUUUCUUGAUCUGUCUUUAGACAUCCCCAGCCAGUUCAGGCAAAAGAGAAGUAAGGACCAGGAGCCAGGGCCGACCUGCACCUUACGUGACUGCGUACGUAGCUUCACUGACCUGGAAGAACUUGAUGAAACGGAGCUGUACUAUUGCCAUAAGUGUAAAAAGAGACAGAAAUCCACUAAGAAGUUCUGGAUUCAGAAGCUGCCAAAGGUUUUGUGUCUGCACCUAAAAAGGUUCCACUGGACGGCCUUCUUGAGAAACAAGGUGGAUACCUAUGUGGAGUUUCCACUGAAAGGCCUGGACAUGAGGGGCUACUUACUUGAGCCAGAGAAUUCAUUACCAGAAAGCUGCCUGUAUGACCUUGUUGAUGUCGUAGUGCAUCAUGGAUCUGGGGUUGGAUCAGGGCAUUAUACAGCAUAUGGCAGACACGAGGGCCGAUGGUACCACUUUAACGACAGCACAGUGACUCUGACCAAUGAGGACACAGUGAGGAAGGCGAAGGCCUACAUCCUCUUCUACGUGGAGAAGACUGAACAGGUGGCGUCAGACAAGACGGCCACCAACAAGCCUGCUGUGGAGACAGCAGUCAUGGGGAGCGGUCCUUCAGAAGCAGUUGCUCAGGACAAGGUUGCAGCAGACAUGGUUUUAGUGGAUGUGCCAGCUUCACACAUGAAAACAGAGGACGUGGCGGCCACAGAUAGUGCUGCAUUGGAAAAUGUGGAUGAAGACAUGGCUGAACUGGGUUCAAUGGAGGCUGUGAUAGAUAGGGAUACCUCAGACAAGGCUGCUACAGAGGAGACCAGUCAAGCUAUACAGGCCGUUGCACAAUGAUUCUGUCAGACCGCCUCAGACCAGCUCCUCACUCCCUUUUGACUUCACCUCAAUCACACUUCUCACAGUUCUUGAUUUUAAAUAGUUAAUUUUUACAUUUAAUGUAUGUGCAACUUUUUUUUUUAUGAACUGCAUGACAGCAACAUGUAUAGUUUGCUGCUUGCGUUCGUUUAGUAUGACUUUCUGUGUUGAUUUCCUUGAUGACGUAUUCCUCAGUGGAGGUAGACUUCACUGUGUAAUAGAUUCCAAAGGUGAUUGUAUGAAAUAAUGAAGUAAAGCUGUAGCCUUGAAAAACCUCAGUUGGUCCAAUGUUUAGCCUAGACUGAAGAGAUUGGUUGUGUCAAGACACUGUCAUUGUUAACAAUAUUUGGAGUUUUUAUUAUUUUUAAAGUUUCUAAUUUUGCCAUUUCCACCUUUUUGAGAACCUCGUAGUUCUGUUUUUCCGUUAUUAGGAGAGAUGUUAGGAUAUAGAAUGCAAUGAAUUUAUUGACUGACACAUUAGGGCUUUAGAAAGUUGUUUUAACUUCUUGACCAGAACCAAUGUGAAAGAAAUGAUCAUUCUCCAAUUGUUUUGUUUGUCUGUAUUGACUCCGGAGUAUAAUUGAACAUUUUCUGUCAACCGAAAUGAGCUCAGAAACGGGCCCUGAUUAAAUUCUCUUUUAUAACAUGUAUCAGACAAUGAACAAAUACAUUGGACAAUCUUUUUCAAA